Dioscorea cayenensis subsp. rotundata (Guinea yam) is the source of this 560-nucleotide messenger RNA. RefSeq lists its product as uncharacterized. The transcript is spliced from 2 exons. Lineage: Eukaryota; Viridiplantae; Streptophyta; Magnoliopsida; Dioscoreales; Dioscoreaceae. The record is from RefSeq and is a predicted model, not a curated record. Bases 11 to 460 code for a protein of 149 amino acids.
GGGAGAAGGUAUGAAGAAUAAUGAGUCCUUUUCUAGUGACUCUGAUGAUUCAAUCUUGUCAACCUCAUCAGAGCUCACAGAGGAAGAAGAUGACACUGCUUCCACUACUAUUGGUCCUAACUUUGAGUUGUCUUCUCUCAUGGAUCAAUUACCCAUCAAGAGAGGGCUGUCAAAGUAUUAUCAAGGGAAAUCCCAAUCCUUUACAUCACUGUCCAAUGUGAGAUGUUUGGAGGACCUGCCUAAAAAGGAGACACCUUAUCAGAAAAAGAAGAUGAAGCCAAGCAAGAGUUAUGGAGGAGGGUUGGAUCUUGGCCAAAAGCCAUUAAAUUAUUCAUUGGGGCCUUGUAGUAAGGCUUAUAUAAACAAGAAGAGUGGUCUUAGGAGAAGCAGUAACAACCUUCUCUUUUGUAACAAACCUCCUCAUCCUCCUCCUCAUGCAUCUCUUCAUAAGAACUUGUGAAUUUUUUUCUUUUUCUUUUUUCUUGGUGCUAGUUUGUAUGAGAUGUAAAGCAGGAGAAUGAAUGGAAUUACACUAGAUUUAUUGACAAUAUGUUUGGAGA